Impatiens glandulifera is the source of this 1511-nucleotide messenger RNA. RefSeq names its product UDP-rhamnose/UDP-galactose transporter 4-like. The transcript has 6 exons. The record is from RefSeq and is a predicted model, not a curated record. NCBI's taxonomy places the organism in Eukaryota, Viridiplantae, Streptophyta, Magnoliopsida, Ericales, Balsaminaceae. Gene Ontology annotation, cellular component: Golgi apparatus. Gene Ontology annotation, molecular function: UDP-galactose transmembrane transporter activity; antiporter activity. The coding region runs from base 246 to 1250 and encodes 334 amino acids.
CUCUCUCAUGAUAUGGUGGAAACGAGAUGGUAAAAUAUGCGCGUUUACAGGUCAGCGCCGGCCAGGCCAGUCCAAGUCUCUCUUUAAUGGCGGAAAACUUGACUCCCAAAUCCUUCUUCUUCUACUCUAUAUAAUGGCCUAAUAAUACCAAAUUCAUUCAUUAUUAACCAACGCCAAAUCCUUCCUCAUUCCAACUUCUCAAAUUGUGGGAUCUGCUAUCUCAGCUUUGUAAAAUCUGAGAGAAGAUGACUGUUAUUCCAACAAGCAUAAUGGAGAAUAAAGGAGCUGUUGAUACAGCUGCAUGGGCGUUUAAUAUUGUCACCUCAGUUGGAAUCAUUAUCGUCAACAAAGCUGUAAUGGCCAAUUACGGUUUCACCUUUGCUACAACUUUAACUGGUCUGCAUUUUGCAACAACUACCUUGAUGACCAUUGUUCUUAGGCGAUUGGGGUACAUCCAAUCAUCUCAUUUACCUCUGCCUGAUCUUAUCAAGUUCGUUUUGUUUGCAAAUUUUUCAAUUGUUGGAAUGAAUGUGAGUCUAAUGUGGAAUUCAGUGGGAUUUUAUCAGAUUGCAAAGUUAAGCAUGAUCCCUGUAUCUUGUUUUCUGGAGGUUGCCUUAGACAAGGUUCGAUACUCUAGGGAUACCAAGCUCAGCAUAUCAUUAGUCCUUCUUGGGGUCGCUGUUUGCACUAUUACUGAUGUUAGUGUGAAUACAAAGGGAUUUAUUGCUGCAGUUGUGGCUGUUUGGAGUACUUCGCUGCAGCAGUAUUAUGUACAUUUUCUCCAGAAGAAGUACUCGUUGGGAUCAUUUAACUUACUUGGGCAUACUGCCCCAGUGCAAGCUGCCUCUCUUCUAUUAUUAGGCCCCUUUGUGGACUAUUGGUUGACAAGCAAGAGAGUUGAUGCUUAUAACUACACUUUUAUAUCUCUGUUUUUCAUAUUCUUGUCAUGCACAAUUGCAAUUGGGACCAAUUUGAGUCAAUUCAUCUGCAUUGGAAGAUUUUCAGCAGUAUCCUUCCAAGUGCUUGGACACAUGAAGACCGUACUCGUCCUCACAUUGGGAUUCAUUUUCUUUGGCAAAGAAGGGCUCAAUAUACAUGUUGUACUUGGUAUGAUAGUUGCCAUAAUGGGCAUGAUUUGGUAUGGAAACGCCUCCUCCAAACCUGGAGGGAAAGAGCGAUGGUCUCCUAUUUUGCCCGAGAGCAAACCUCUUAAACAAAAUGGUUCUAGUGAACUUAUCGAAAAGGUAUAAGAUGACAAAGAGGAUUCAAUAUUAUGCGGAUCAAAUACCCCAUUCUUUUAAGUUCCUUUACACGAUAAGCCUAUGUAUGUUGUAUCGUAAAGUUAAAGAAAGUUGUCACAUUUUGUCAAACCAACUAAAUUUUUUAGUUAUAUUGUUACUUGUUGUGUAAUUCAACAAUGACCGCAAAAUCUCAUUCUUUUUACAUCCUUUGUUAUAGGAGCAAUACAAUUAUCACUUUUUUUUACAUGUAAAAGCUUUUCAUUACACCAU